AUGGCUACAGGUGGUUUAUCACCAUCGCCUGUCACAGAACCAGUAAAAAGGCGUGCAGCACCAAGAACAAACUAUCAUUUGAUUAGCGAGGAUCCAACAAUUAGGGAUUAUACCAGUGCUGUCAAUGCCAAUGGACACAAGGGUUCUGCUUCUACUGAUGCUUCACGAGGCUGCUCUAAAUGUGGACAGUGUCCGGGACUGAGUCUUCAUUAUUGGAGGAAAAUUUGCCGUCACUGCAAAUGCCCACCAGAGGUGCAUGACCUAUCUGUUGGUGCCGACGGGGACAGCACUUUCGGGACCAAAGGGGCCGUCCGUAUAUCACGUGACCCCAAGCGGAACUCAACUUCUGAUGACGACAGCGGAUGCCCUUUGGAGGAGUUUGCCUGGGUGCCUCCGGGACUUCCUCCAGAACAG
Candidula unifasciata is the source of this 414-nucleotide messenger RNA. NCBI's taxonomy places the organism in Eukaryota, Metazoa, Mollusca, Gastropoda, Stylommatophora, Geomitridae. The record is from the annotation of a GenBank genome assembly.